AUGACCAACCCGGGUAUUUUCGAAGUGGACUUGGUGUUCCCACGCAAUGCGACUUACACCCCCCAGGCGCUGAUGCCCAUCGUGUGGGCGGUGCAGCGACCAGAUAUGCCUCCCGCAUUGGCGAGCUCAAUUACUUGGAGCCUAUUAGAAAGCAAUAAUUAUACCGCACCAGGCUCCUCAGACGACGGCCUUAUUGAGAUGCUCUCGCCAUUGCCAGGGAAUGAAACGCUGAUCUCGAGGUUCUUUAAUACCAUUGAGUAUCCAGAUGGAUAUUGGAAUUUGACUUGGACUCUGUGGGUCAACAAUUGCUCUCAGGAAGGCUCAUCUCAGUACAUCUUGAAAACUGGCUCUACAGUAUUUACGAUAAGCAAGUCGGGCCAGGAACCCGAUCUGGUGGCUGCUACUUCUGCUGGUCAAUGUGAUGCGAUGGACGCAUAUGCCUUCAACGUGACAUCCUUCGGUGAAAAUUGCGGUUAUCUCGGCCCAACUCCAACCACCAAUCCGUGCGCCGUGAACAUCAGCUCAUCCGCCGCCUCCAGUCUAUACGCCUCGGCCACUACCUGGUAUUGUGCACCCAAUACUGUCGACAAUCCCAACGUGACCUGUCCGACCAGCACCAGUACGUCCUCUGCCAGCAAUCCGGCGAGUCAAUCGUUCAUGGUCACAAGAACGGCCUUGUUAAUGCUACUGGUCGGGAUAACCAACUUCAUAUUGAUGGGUUAG
Messenger RNA from Penicillium angulare, 723 nucleotides. RefSeq lists its product as uncharacterized. The record is from RefSeq and is a predicted model, not a curated record. Bases 1 to 723 code for a protein of 240 amino acids. The transcript has a single exon. NCBI's taxonomy places the organism in Eukaryota, Fungi, Ascomycota, Eurotiomycetes, Eurotiales, Aspergillaceae.